Molecule: messenger RNA, 1740 nt
Organism: Spodoptera frugiperda (fall armyworm)
Lineage: Eukaryota; Metazoa; Arthropoda; Insecta; Lepidoptera; Noctuidae
Exons: 4
Coding region: 170-1432 (420 amino acids)
Source: RefSeq, a predicted model, not a curated record
UUUUGCUCCGAUUCAAUUUCAAUUUAGCGGCUAAACUAUAUCAGACGCAUUUGAUUGAACUAUUACUGUGUUUCUUAUCUCUUCGUCAUACACAUAUAAAAUUCUGAUUGGUGAACAUUUGUCGAGCGCGCGGCUUUCAUACUGUUUUGAACUUUCAGCGUAACGCGCGAUGUCGGAAGACUACAGCACGUUGACCAACGUGUCGCCGGUGUUGACCAAUGAGAGGCUCAGCGCGGCGCUCUCCGAUUGGUUCAAACGACCAUUCACGUUCACUCAUUGGGAGUACGUCAGUGAAACCGGCAAAGGCGACUCCUACCUCAGCGAGCUAAUCCGCAUCAGGAUACAUGGUACUGAUGAGGACAACGUCGCCAACCACGUGCAGGUUAUCCUCAAAACCAUCCCUAAGAGCAUCGCAAGGAGACUGACUUUCAGAAGCCACGAGUUCUUCAAAAACGAGAUCACGUUUUACGAGAAAAUCUUACCAGCUUUACUGGACUUCCAAUCCACGAAAAAUGUAAAAGACCCCUUCGACAAAUACACUAAAAUGUUCUUUGCCUUCUGCGAUGGGACCAACGACGUACUUUGCUUAGAGGACGUGAGCCUAUAUCAGUUUGGAACCGCAGUGAGGCAAGAAGGUAUUGAUUUACAGCAUUGCAAGUUGACUUUCAAAAUACUAGCGCAGUUCCACGCCCUCUCCUUCGCUCUGAAAGACCAGAAACCAGAAGUAUUUGGGAAGCUAAAGACUCAGCUUACAGAAGUCUAUUACCAUGACCGUUUAUGGGAUUGGUACUCGAGAUUUUGGAAGAGGAUUUCAGGCGUAGCUAUCGAUGCGGUAGAGAAAGAAUACCCUGACUCCAUUUAUGUGGAGAAGAUUAAGGAGUUUGCGGUACCAGAAAGGUACCAGAAUAUGAUAGAUGCUGCGACAAAGACUGAUGAAACUGCUGUUAUAUCCCAUGGGGAUUCGUGGACGAAUAACUUUCUUUAUAAGUAUGUGGAAGGAAGUCCAGUGGACGCGAAAAUUAUUGACUUCCAAUUAGCUCGGUGUGCUACUCCUGUUCUUGAUAUAUCUUUCGUUAUAUAUGCUUGUACGACCGAAGAUUUGAGGGAGAAACAUUAUGACGACUUGCUAAAGUAUUACUAUGAGAUUCUGUCUACUCAGAUAAGGGAUCUGGGUAGUGAUCCAGACAAGGUGUAUCCUUGGGAUCUCUUUAUAAGUGAGGUGAAAAAGUAUUCGUACUUUGGAUUGGCUUUCAGUUUUGAGUCGACGCCUUUUAUUAUCUUGGCGCCUGAAGAUGCUGUUAAUAUGGAGAUGAAGGGCGACAAACAAAUGAACAUAGAAGAUGUAUGGCAGGUGGAGCCGUUCAAAACCAAGGAGGGGCGACUCCGGGAGGCAAACAACGUGAAACACUGCGUCGAUAGGGGAUACAUAUAAAUAUAAGUGACUCGGGAUUAGGUGUAACAUUGACCCAUAGCCAUUUAAACAGCCGCACUUGUUACCUGAGGGCUUGGUACGAGUUUGUUUAACGAGAUCGAAACGAGACUCCGAUUGGCUAAUCGGCACCAACGAUCUAACCAAUCAGUACGCUUAGUAUAAGUUUGCUUUACGUUUAAAGUAAUCGAAACGAGAGCGCGUUCGGUGCUCUGAUUGGCCGGCUUGAACUCAUACUAAGGGAAUAGAAUGCUGAACGCAGUAACGUUUCGAUCUCGUUAAACUUAAAAAAAAAACUCGUAUCAACUGCC